ACUAGUGGAGUUUUAGGUUCAACAGCAACAACACUGAAUUAUCCUAAUGGAAUUACAUUCGAUGCAAACAAAAACUUGUAUGUAGCUGAUUCCUGUAAUUUUCGCAUCCAGAAAUAUACCACAUGUGCAGUUACGACAACAACAAUUGCAACUACUACUACUACCGUUACGGCUAUUCCACCGUGUGCACCUCAAUCGAGAUCAAGUGGAACGUUGUUUUCUGUUACGAAUCCAACAUCAUCAACUUAUCCAACUUAUACAUGCUAUGCGUAUACGUGGGUAGCUACUGGAUCGUCGGCGACAUUAUCUUUCUUUUUUCGUCAUGAUCCCGGUGGUUGGAUGUUGGACACUGUUAAUGUUUAUCAUGGUUUGACACAAUUAAUUACGAAUGGCGGCUUUGAAACCGGUACUCUAUCUGGAUGGACUUAUUCUGGUUCAUGUACCUUCUACACUGGUAUGGCAUACAGUGGAAGUAGUUAUGCCGAAUCGGGAAGUUAUUACUAUUACGAUCGGUGUAGUUCCAAUGGUGAUACAAUAAGUCAAACGUUUUCAACAGUCGCAGGCGAUACAUAUGUUGUUAGUUUUUGGCUAACAAACUAUGGGUGCUGUUCACCGACUGAAAUUGCUAAUGUUACAAUAUCGUGA
Messenger RNA from Rotaria socialis, 645 nucleotides. Lineage: Eukaryota; Metazoa; Rotifera; Eurotatoria; Philodinida; Philodinidae. The record is from the annotation of a GenBank genome assembly.